Molecule: messenger RNA, 6544 nt
Organism: Diabrotica virgifera virgifera (western corn rootworm)
Lineage: Eukaryota; Metazoa; Arthropoda; Insecta; Coleoptera; Chrysomelidae
Product: transcription termination factor 2-like
Exons: 8
Molecular function (GO): ATP-dependent chromatin remodeler activity; ATP binding
Source: RefSeq, a predicted model, not a curated record
AUGACUGUUUCUGACCCAAAUUCAGCCAAAAAUAAUAAAGAAAAAUCAUUUAAAGCGAGUAAGAAAGAUAAUGUAAUCAGUUCAGAUUCUGAAGAAGAAUCAUUUAGAGGUACUAAGAAAAAUAAUGUAAUUGGUUCUUCAGAAGAAGAAACAUCUAGACAGACUGAGAAGAAUUAUGUAAUAAUUCCCGACUCUGAAGAAAAAAUAUCUAGGGAGGUUGAGAAAAAUAAUGCAAUAAUUUCUGAUUCCGAAGAGGAUACAUUUAGAGAAACAGAUGAGAAUAUGUCCUUAGAUAGAAAGGAAUCUAUUGAACCUAGUUACAGAACCUCAAAGUUCAACGAUGCAUGCACUUCUAGAGAAGUAACUCAAAUAAUUUUGUCAAGUUCGGAAGAAGAGACUGAUGAUGUUAUUGGAGUUAGCGACGACGAAUUACUUUCCAAAACGAAACCAAAAGUAACUCAAAUAAUAUUGUCAAGUUCAGAAGAAGACAGUGAUGAUAUUAUUGAAGAUAGCGAUGGCGAGUCAGUUCACAAAACAAAAAUGAAACGACCCACGUUAUUGGAGAUGUUUAAAAAAGAACCAAAAAUACAAUCAAAAAUAGAACCAAAAACAGAACCAAAAAUAGAAGUUUUGAGUUCAGAAUUUUUUGAGGUUUCCCCUCGACAGUAUCAAGAACAAAGACAAAUGGUACAGAGACUACGACAAGCUGAGCUACUUAUGAAGGCUCUUGAUUUGGAACUUUUACCAGAUAAUGAAGAAGACGACACGCUCUCUAAAAUGAAGAUUCCUCAAGAAGAUGAAAAAGAUGAAGUGCAAAUAACACAUACCUCUGUUCCACCCAAAACUCUUUCGUGGAAUGAUAUCGAAAAAGGUACUGGAAAGGUUCGACCAAACACAAAAGGUAAACAAGCUAUGUCAACGUAUAAUGCUCAGAAAGCGUUAACAGUCGAUAGAUUACAACAACUGCAUGGAUCAUUAAAAUCGUGUCCCAAGGAAGAUGAUCAUGCAGAUCCCCCCCGAGGAUUGACUGUAGAUCUUAUGCCUCAUCAACGCCGUGCACUUUCUUGGUUAAUGUGGCGAGAAAACCAAAAGCCAUCAGGAGGCAUAUUAGCUGAUGACAUGGGACUGGGAAAGACUCUUACCAUGAUUUCCCUAAUGUUAAAGUGCAAUGAGCUUGAAAAACCUGACUUCGACGAAGAAAAUGAAGAAGAAGGGGUACAACCUAAAAAAUACAAUGGAGGCACCUUAAUUGUAUGCCCUGCUAGUCUCUUAAACCAAUGGUCCAGGGAGUUGGAAAUACGAACAACAAGAGGCUUAGCAUCUUGUGAAAUUUACCAUGGCCCUAGACGGGAAAAGGAAGCAAAAAGAUUAGCAAAAUACGAUAUGGUUGUUACCACUUACAGCAUCGUCAACAACGAAUGCGAAAAUGACGGUGCCGUGUUCAAAGUCAAAUGGAGCCGUAUUGUCAUAGACGAAGCUCACCAAAUUAGGAAUCACAAAUCUCAGACAUUUGAUGCGUGUUGUAGAUUGUCAGCAAAAUCCAGGUGGGCUUUAACAGGAACACCCGUUCAAAAUAAAGAAUUGGACAUGUUUGCUCUGUUAAAGUUCUUAAGGUGUACACCUUUUGAUAAUUUACCUGUUUGGAAGAGAUGGAUAGGAGAUAAGAGGACGGGAGGUACAGAACGCUUACACACGGUUAUUUCUUCACUUAUGUGAAGAAGAACAAAACCGGAAUUAAUUGAAAAGGGUCUAUUAAAUGCUAUGCCCGAAAGGACGUGGGAGCUUAUCUCAGUUUACUUAACCAAAAGUGAGAGGGAUGUGUAUAGCAAAAUCCUGAUAUGUUCCCGUACCUUAUUCGCCCAAUUUCUACAUCAGCGAGCAGAAAAGAAUCAAGAUGCAAGAGAUUACCAAUUGGACACUUUAGAAGGUCCAAAUGGAUCCAAUAAAGAAUACUUUUUAAUGAGAGAGAAGUUGCUAAGACUCAACGAACUUAGAGAUAUUAAACAACACGAGAUUCUUGUACUAUUACUUCGCUUAAGACAGAUUUGUAAUCAUCCAUCUCUUAUAACUGGAAUGCUCGAGGAAGGACUAGAGCUGGCAGGCGAUGAAGAGAAUGCACAUGAUAUAGAAAGAGCUCUAGACCUUCUGGACCAACUUAACAAGUUAACCAUAAAUGAUACAGAACAGCCUGGUACAUCUGAAGUAGCUGACGAUCUUAGCGAAGAAGACACUUCACUAAAACAGGUCGUACAUAAUGUAUUAUCUCCUUCAGACCCAGUAUUCUCGAAAACAUGGAGCAGUAGUAAGGUAGAAGCUGUUAUCAAACUUCUAAACGAAAAAGUUCUGACGACAAAUGAUGAUAAAGCUGUCAUUGUCUCACAGUGGCCCUCGUUUUUGAAUCUCAUUGCAUACCAUCUCGAGAAACUUAAUGUAAAAUAUGACCAGUUAGACGGAAGCGUUCCUGUUAUCAAGAGAAUGGACAUGGUUAACAAGCUCAACAAUCCGAAGGACGAUUUGCGUGUAAUGCUACUAUCCCUAACAGCUGGAGGUGUAGGUUUGAACUUAGUUGGAGCCAACCAUUUGAUCUUACUCGAUUUGCAUUGGAACCCACAACUAGAAAAUCAAGCUCAGGAUAGGAUAUACAGAGUAGGCCAACAAAAACCGGUAUUCGUUUAUAAAUUUAUGGCGGAAGACACCGUAGAAAAGAAAAUUUUAGAUUUGCAAGAAAAAAAAUUGGGAAUUGCAAACGCUUUGUUGACAGGCACAGUCCAGGCAGCCAAGAAUAAGUUGUCUAUAGAUGAUUUGAAACUGUUGUUUGAAAUGUAAUUCAUUCAUUUAGUAUGCCACAACGUUUUAUGUUUUUUAUUUAUGUUAUGUUUAUUUGUGAUUUUUUUGACUAUGGACUUACGAGCAUAGGCACACAGUUUUGAGCCAACAGCCAACAUUCAUUUUUUUUUUUCGAAUCCUGAAAAAACUAAUAAAUAUUUUCGAAAAAUUUAAACGUAGAAUCAAAGAUAACAUUAUUACCGAGGGCCGGAAGUCCCUUAAAAUAAACAAAAAUUUCUUUUGAAUGAGAUAUUUCAAAUUAAAAAUCACACACAAUUUUCUCUUUUUUUCACCCCUGUAAGUCAUUAAAAUUAACAUUAUAGAGGUUUUCAGGGACUUUCGGCCCUCGGUAAUAAUAUAAUCUUUUAUUCUGCGAUUAAAUUUUUCUAAAAUACUUAUUAGUUUUCUCAGGAUUCGAAAAAAAAUGAAUGCUUUUAAAAAGCAUUUAUGUGAAAUUUUGCGCCUACGCUCUUAAUCCAUUAGCCGAACUGAAAUAUUUUUAUUUUAUGCAAUUUUAUAUAUACACUCACCGGCACAAAAUUCCGCCACCGGAAAUUUUUGAUUAAGUUUGACAAUCUAUAACUUUAUUAUUUGUACUCCGAUUUUCAAGAUUCUUACAUUAGUUUGUAGUUACAUGUAUUGACGUCGUUUUUUAUUAUUCCGGUAACAAAAUUUCUUUACUUAGAUGGCAUUAUACGGGGGUGAAUCGAAGCGUUGUAUUUUCUUCUAACUUUAAAAAAUUCUGUGGAAAAAUUGGAGGGCUUAUUUUGUUGCAUUAUCCUGGAGGUAUCACAUAAUUGUAUUAUCCUGUAGGUAUCACUAAGGUUUUGUUUUUUGAAUUAUCCGAAUAUCUCUUUUCUUGUAAGAGCUGUAAAUAAAAACACUACUUUGAAGGUUUUUUUAAUUAAAGCUAUCAAACGCACUAAAAUUAACAAAACAAAAUUAACAACAAAGCAAUACAAUUCAAUAGCGGGUAUGUUUACCUCUUGCAGCAACGACUGCUCGCUAUCGGUUUGGCAUCGAAUAAAGAUGAGUUAUCCUUAGUGCCUAUUUUACCACUAGGCCCGUGAGGCACCUGCCUCGGGUCCGUAUUUUAGUGGGGCCCGGAAAGAUAACCAAAAAAAAUGUUUAUUACAAUAACAAAAUAAAUUUUCAAAAUUCUUUCAUUUUACGAACAGGAAAUGAUAAAUGAUAACAAUACGAGGUAUAAUUACAUAUUGUUUAAUUGUUUAAGGGCAUAUGCGCAAAAUGUCGCCUGUCAAAGAAAAUACUCAAUGUUUUUAAAUGUAAGUAUUCAUUUUUUUUAAUCAUGAGAAAACUGAUAAGUAAGUGUUCUUGAAAUAUUUAAUCGCAUAACGAAAGACUACAUUAUGACCGAGGGUAGAAGUCUCUUAAAAUAAACAAAAAGUUUUUUUGAACGAGAUAUUUAAAAUUAAAAAUCACUAAAUUUUCUCUUUUUUUCACCCCAGUAUCUUAUUAAAACAAACAUAGAAGUUUUCAGGGGCUUUCUACCCUCCGUAAUAUUUCAUUUUGCGUUUAAAUUUUUCACAAAUAGGUACUUAUUAGUUUUCUCAGGAUUCGAGAAAAAUGACAUUUAAAACAAACUGAAUAUUUUGACAGGCGACAUUUUGAGCCUGUUAACGACAUCUUAACAUUUAACAUUUUAACGAUAAAUAAAAUAUAAAUUUUAUUUAUCGAUAAUAAAAAUUAAAAUUUCUGGUGCAACUACAUUUCUAUUAAUUAAUAUUAUUUAAAAAAGUUAUUAUUAAAUUAUAUUUAGGGGCCCGAAAAUUGUGUAGUGCCUCGGGCCUGAUUUUAAAUAAAAUAGGCUCUGGUUAUCCUUGCCUGGGUAAUAGCCCGAUAUUCCUCUACCUGGGCCAUGUCUGUACCAAAUUUUCUGGAGGCCUAGGAUGACGGCGAAUAGCUUUUUUUAAUUCAUUCCACAAAUACUCAAUAGGAUUGAGAUCUGGGCUGCAUGCGGGCCAUUCUAAUCUCUUCAAUCCUACCUCUAGUUUAUGAGUCAAUCAGUGUUUUUAUUUACAAAAAAUGGUACAGCUCUUACUAGAAAAGAGAUAUUCGGAUGACAUAACUAUGAAACAAAAUCAGCUCUCCCAUUUUUCCACAGAAUGAUUUAAAGUUAGGAGAAAAUACAACGUUUCCAUUCACCCCCGUAUAAUGCCAUGCAGGCAAAAUUUUUGUAUUACCGGAGUAAUACCAAACGAUAACAAUAUAUGUACUUACAAACUGGUGCAAGAAUCUUGAAAAUCGGAGUACAAAUAAUAAAGUUAUAAAUUGUCAAAAUUAAUCAAAAAUUUUGGGUGGCGGAAUUUUGUGCCGGUGAGUGUAUAACUAUUAAAUACAUUUUCUAUGAAUAUAAUUUUAUUAUUUAAACCUAUUCUGAGAAAAUAAUUCUUGCCUUUUUUUCAUGUGCGGCACCGUUUUCAUACAAAAAAAUAAAACAUCUUAACGUUUACAAAGUAAUUGAACUAAGUUUCUAUACACAUAGAAACUACCUCAAAUACUUUGUAAGCGUUAAGAUGUUUUAUUUUUUUUGUAUAAAAACUGUGCCUCAUAUGAAAAAAGGGCAAGAAAGAUUUUUUGUCGUAAAUUGAACGAGGAAUUGAAAAAUGAUUUUUAGUUUGACAUAAUAUCUCAGUGGCGUACUAUUUCUUGCUUAAAAAAAAAUUCAGACCAUUACCCGUACACGCGCCAAUGAUGAAUAUAAAAUUCUGCUGUUACCUGCAAAGGAGAUCAUUUUAAACAUUUCUUGUAGCUUUGCACCUAGUUAAAAUCUUAUUAGUAAUAUUUUCUGUUAUUGUUCUAGUUUAGUAUUAUUAUAUUGGAUAGUUAUGGAUAAUGUAUUAAGAAAUGAAAAAUACGCGUCAAGAUGUUUUAUUUUUCUGCAUAAAAACGGUUCACCACAUGAAAAAAUUCAAGAAAGGUUUUUUAUCAAAAAUUAAACGUGUAAUUUAAAAAUAAUUUUUAAUUUGAAAUAUCUCAGUGGCGUACUAUUUUUUUCUUUAGAAAAUUCAAACUAUUACCUGUAUGCGCGCCAAUGAUGAAUACACAAUUCUUAGUUGUAUGUCAAAAAUGCGCAAUAACUAGCUUCUAAAACUCACUAAAUUUCAUUUUCAUAGCUCAAGUGGUCUUAGAGCAAUAAAUAAAUUGGCAGUUUGAAAUAAAAAUUUCAACACCCCGUAUCUCGGAAACGAAGUAUUUGCAGACAUAUGUUUAUAGCAGUGGCGUGCGGUGACAUUUUCGGAAGGAGAAGCGAUUUAAUACGAGUAUAAAAUUAUUUUCUUACGGGGGUCGAGAUCAAAAUAUAUACUAUGUGAUAAGUAUAUAUGUAUCUGCUUAAUAGGUAAAUAGAAGGUAUAUACCUAAUACCUCAUAUUAUACUACUUGUUAACUUAUAUGGAUUCAAAACAAAAACUAUAAAAAAUUACCUGUAAAACGAAGCAAGCAAGCAAGCAAUAGUGUUUAACCCAGCCUGAGAGACUUGCACGCCCGUUGAGAAAGACAUUCGUGUGAUACAAUUCAUUAAAGAGAGGAGGAUUGGAGGAUUUACUCCUAGAAGCGGCCGUCGCUCCACCCCGCCCCAAUGCUUCAUACUAUCCACUUCCCCUCCGAUAGCACUCUGAUGCGCUAUAGACCAGGGCGCAUCUGUAAAAAUAUUAGUACAUUUGGACGUUGAGAGGUGACUCAAAUUUUUUUGCAG